Molecule: messenger RNA, 7163 nt
Organism: Elgaria multicarinata webbii
Lineage: Eukaryota; Metazoa; Chordata; Lepidosauria; Squamata; Anguidae
Gene: ST14
Product: ST14 transmembrane serine protease matriptase
Exons: 19
Coding region: 454-3048 (864 amino acids)
Biological process (GO): proteolysis; acrosome reaction
Cellular component (GO): membrane
Molecular function (GO): serine-type endopeptidase activity; protein binding
Source: RefSeq, a predicted model, not a curated record
GGUAAGGGGCGCACAAGGAAGACUCCGGCAGUGAAAAAGAAGAAGAAGAAGAAGAAGAAAACAAGGCAGAGGAGGAGGAGGAGGAGGGAGAGAAAACGAGAGAAGAACCAUCCUGGGAAGGAGUCACAUUUCAACCACCGGAUGUGGAGGGAGGAACUGAGUGAUCAGAGGUGGUCUCAUUUUUUACCCUUUCUUUCCUCCUUUUCUUUCAAAAGUUGCCUUCUCCGGAGGCGUGCGGAUUUCAGCGGAAGAAAGGUUUCCCCGGCCAUGGCGUCUGGUUAAAAGUGAUUUUCUUUUCUUUUCUUGAGCAGCCCAGGCACUAAGAGAAGGACUUUAUACAUUUCUGGAAGCGUGGAAAAAAGUCUUUUGGGGGGGAUCUUAGGAACUCUUUUUCUCAUUUUCUUCGCCCGAUCUUCACCUUCUCCACCAAGAGGGAGAGAAAUAUCACCAACCAUGAAGAAAUAUCGGCUUUCCAACGAAAGGAAAAUGAACAUUUAUCACCCGCCCGCUGGAGCCAAAGCGCAGGAUUUUAAUUCGGGCCUGAAAUACAGCAGUAAGACCGAGGACAUGAACGGCUUUGAGGAAGGGGUUGAAUUCCUCCCCACCAUGAAUGCCAAGAAGCUAGAGAAGCGUGGCCCAAAGCGUUGGCUGGUGGUAAUUGCUGUCAUAUCGAUCUGCCUUCUCCUGUCCCUCCUGGCUGGAUUCCUGGUUUGGCACUUCAAAUACAGAAACGCCCCUGAACAGAAGCGCUACAAUGGUCACCUGAGGCUCACGGGGUCUCAAUUCAUCGAUGCUUACGAAAAUUCCAGGUCCUCUGAAUUUGCUGUUCUAGCCAGGAAUGUGAAGAAAAUGCUCACAGACAUCUAUGACAAUAAUAAGGAUGUUGGCCCUUUCCACAAGGAGACUAAGAUAACUGCCUUCAGUGAAGGCAGCAUUAUUGCUUACUACUGGUCAGAAUUCAGUGUCCCUAAAUACAAGGUGGGUGCCCUUGACAAGGCCAUGACAAACAUCCAGGCUUCAAUUCCAGCAGUGCCGUGGAAAUCACGAAAUCACGAAUUGCGAGUUGAGUCGCUUGUUGCUUUCCCUUCCGAUCCGGAUUUAAUCAAAGCCUCACGGAACAGCAGCUGCCACUAUUCCUUGCAUGCAAAAGAAGGUACGAUCACCACCUUUACCACCCCAGGGUUUCCCAACAGCCCCUACGCAUCCAACGCGCGCUGCCUGUGGGUGCUGAGGGCCGACGCAAACUCUGUCAUUAGCCUGACCUUCACGACGUUUGAUGUGGAGCCGUGCAACAUGGGUAAUGACUACGUCAAGGUGUACGACUCGCUGAGCCCGGUGGACCCCCAUUCAUUGGUGAAGCUGUGUGGCAGCUAUGUUCCUUCAUACAACCUGACCUUUGUUUCCUCUCAAAAUGUUCUUCUGGUCAUGCUCCUCACGGAUGCUGAAGGGCGGUACCCGGGGUUCAAGGCGGAGUUCUUCCAGAUGCCGAAGAUGAAAGCGUGCGGUGGGUUUUUGACGGGAACAUCUGGGAAGUUCAGCAGUCCUUAUUAUCCAGGCCACUAUCCUGCUGAUAUGGAUUGCAUCUGGAAUAUACAGGUCCCCAAAGAGAAUAACGUGAAGGUGCGCUUCAAUGAGUUCUUCCUUGUAGAGGAUGGUGUUCCGGUUGGUUCAUGCACCAAGGACUAUGUAAAAAUCAACAAUGAAAAGUACUGUGGUCAACGUAACAAUUUGGUGGUAUCGAGUCAAACUAACCAAAUUAGUGUCCUUUUCCAUUCGGACUUUUCUUUGGUAGACAGUGGCUUUACGGCGGAGUUCUUGUCCUAUGACUCUAAUGACCCAUGCCCAGGCAGAUUCACCUGUCCGAGCGGCAAUUGCAUUGACAAAUCCAGGCUCUGUGAUGGAUGGUUAGACUGCAGUGAUGGUGCCGACGAAAGAAACUGCAAUUGUACCGAGAAGCAGUUCCGAUGCCAAAACGGUUGGUGCAAGCCGAAGUUCUGGGUCUGUGAUGGCGUGAAUGACUGUGGAGACCAAAGUGAUGAACUGCAAUGCCAAUGUCCAGCCACUCACACCAAAUGCAGCAAUGGCAAAUGCAUCCCGGCGCUCCAGAAAUGCGACGGUAAGGACGACUGCGGCGAUGGCAGCGACGAAGGAUCCUGUGGCUCUGCUGUCGUCAUCCCCUGCCAAGAAUACACCUACAAAUGCCGCAACAACUUGUGCGUGAACAAGAAGAACCCAGAAUGUGAUGGCGAGCAGGACUGUAGCGAUAACUCAGAUGAAGACAACUGCAACUGUGGCCAACGCAACUACAACCAGCAGGUCCGGGUUGUCGGCGGGAAGGACUCAGCCGUGGGCGAGUGGCCCUGGCAGGUCAGCUUGCAUGCCAAGGAUGAGGGUCAUGUCUGUGGAGCCUCCUUGAUUUCAGAGAAGUGGUUGGUGACAGCGGCCCAUUGCUUUCGGGAAAUUAACUCUAUCAGGUAUAACGACCCCAAGUUAUGGACAGCUUACAUGGGGCUUCUCGACCAGCGGAACAGGACCAACAACUUUGUUCAGAAGCGGAGCAUCAAGAGCAUCAUCCGCCACCCGUACUUCAAUGACUACACCUUUGACUACGACAUCGCUGUGAUGGAGCUGGCGAGCGCGGUGACCUUCACCAAGCAGAUCCGACCCAUAUGCCUGCCCGACGCCAGCCACGACUUCCCUGCUGGCAAAUCCAUCUGGGUGACUGGAUGGGGAGCAACUAAAGAAAAUGGUAAAGGCGCCGCCAUUUUGCAGAAGGCGGAAAUCAGGGUGAUCAACCAGACCAUGUGCAACAUCCUGCUGCCCAAUCAGAUGACUUCACGCAUGAUGUGUGUCGGGAUCCUGGCAGGAGACGUUGAUGCCUGCCAGGGAGAUUCUGGUGGACCCCUGACCAGCAUCGAGACCAACAACAGGAUGCUUCUGGCGGGCAUAGUCAGCUUCGGAGAUGGCUGUGCCCGACGGAACAAGCCAGGUGUCUACACUCGGGUCACACAGCUACGGGCCUGGAUCAAAGAGAAAACGGGCGUGUAGGUUGCUGAAGCAACCGAGACAAUUGUGCACCUCCUGUGGUGGGGGUUGUCUCCGGCUCUCUCAAGCCGGCGGCUGAAGACAUUCCCACAUGAUGUGAAGGGAACUCCCAUAUCUGCUUCUGUGUUUGUUGUGUUUUUGUGGUGGUUGUGGUUGUUUUGAGAGCCAAUGACACAUCUGGAUUAAUCGUUCAUGGCCCCUCCGAUGGACAGUCGCCAUCUUGAUACCUCUCCUGCGAGUAUUUUCCACUCCUCCAUCUCCAGAGACUGGCUGAACAUUUAUUUUAAGGCCAACCCAUUUCCUAGUGGGUUUGAAUGUGAACCUGAGGGCCAGGAGCCCCAUAGAAGGACCUGCCUCUGGGCGGGCCUCGUGAGGUAAGGGCUCGGCAUGUGUUCUGCUCUUGGGAAAGGACUGCAGUGUCCGUAAGUGUCCACAGGUUGGCAGUGCGAAGGAAGAGAGCCGAGAUGUCUAUUUUAAAACCAAGUCGCCAUCCUUGUGUGAGUUUCUGGAGACCGGAUGAGAUGAAGCAGGUUUUGUGUGGUUUUGUGACUAAUCCCGCAUAACCCGCUUCUGUGGCCUGUUCUUUUCCUUCCCUUGUCACACCUAGCAUGCUCCACCCUGUGAAUAUGACAGCACCUAUAAUGUUCUCUUUCAAAACUGCUUUGAAAGGGAGUAUCGGCCCUUAUUCCGUCGACUUUUCCCAGCCUGCAGUUGUCCGGGGACUUCGUAUUAAAGGGAAGCAUGUCAUCCUUCAAUGUCUGCUGGACAAACCAUUUUCUAACAUUGUCCAUCGAGGAUGGAUGGUGAUAUCCAAUCUUGCUAAUAUGGUCCGGCUAUUGACAUCUGUUGUUUUAUCGUAUUACUUCCCCAUGCCCCCAGCCCCAAAAGGUAUGUUUUGAUAUUGUCUAUGCAGAGGUAACUAUAAAGUUCUGCAGCUAAAAAAAAAGGUUAACUCAUUUACGGUUAGUGGGUCUUCCCUCCGCACUGCCCAGCUCAAUAUGUCGAUUUUUAUUGUGUUUUUCCAACUACGGCAAAUACUGCAGCUGUAAUGUUCUACCUAGCUGCUUUGCCUGCAACAUUUGAAGGUCUUUCGGAGGUCCCAUAAAAUGGUUUUAAAGGGAGAGUUUACCACCUGCCCAUUAAACUUUGCUUACUUUUUAUAUAUAAUAAACUAACUUCGUUUGGAUUUGAUUCUCUCCCUCUUUUGAGGUUUUUAUCUUUUUUCUACCCUCCUUGGAGCUGUAGAUCCUGCUAGCUCCAUGGACUAAUUAAAAUGGUGGGUUUUUUAAAUCUUCUUUGUUAGUACAAUUUUCCAAAGCACCCAGCUGGACUGCUGUUGUCAUUGCAGGGAAUUUUAGGCCACCGAAGAGACGGUACUGGUGUUUACCUUACCUUUAACCUACGAGGUUGCCUUUGAUGUUAAAACCUUGAACCAAAGAUGAGACUUGCAAUCCUGUGCCUUACUGCAAAAGUCCUGUUGAGAUAUUUGGGACUUUGUAAACUCGCCUGCCUUAACUGGUUGCAGGAUCGUACUCAAUUGAGCUGCAAUUGCUGUGAAAAUCUCUGUAGUGCAGAACAUACCUUUAAACAUGGGUAGGCAAUCUGGUGCCUGCCAGAUGUUUUGGAUUACAACACCUAUCAGCACCAGCCACCAUGGCCAAUCAUUGGGGAUUAUGGAAGUUGUAGUUGAAAACAUCUGGAAGGCAUCAAGUUGCCUUUAGGCCUUUCAGAGGAAUGGGGUUAUUCCAGCAAUGGAUGAAGGGGGAUGGAUGUGAGCAGAGAUGGUGUGUUUCUGGCUUGCUCAACUUCCUUCAGAAACCAGGGCCUUGCAUCAAAGUGGAUCUUGAAAUAUUGUAUAUAUCUUUAAGCAAGAAGGGUUCUAAAAUAAAAUGUCCAUUUUGGCAACUUGAUGGGGCUCCUAGGAGGACAUUUUGGCUUCUGUGAAGUGCUGCAGUGCCACAACCCUAAUAUCCUGAGAAUGACAUUCUGGGAUCUUUAGUUUCUCUGCAGGGUUAUGUGGAGAGCCUGGCUCAGGGGUGGUCAAUUUGCAGCCCUCCAGAUGUUUUGCGGUACAUCUCCAAUCAUGCCUCUCCAUUGACUAUGCUGGCUAGGCCUCAUGUGAAAUGUGGCCCUCCAGAUGUUUUGGCUUACAAAUUGCCCAUCCCUGGAUUAGGUGAAUAGAUCCAAGACACUAGCUGCACUUUUAAUUCACCUAUCUGCCCCUUUUUUCUUAAUAGAAUAGAGUAGAUGUACAUAGAGCCUAGAGUGUGAUACAUUGACCAGGUUUGCAUGAUCACUGCAGCCAGCCAUAGCUUAUUUCAUCAGUGACAGGUUGUGGUGUGCACCGGCAGCCAUUUUGAAUAUUUAACUUCCCUCAGGAGGUUGCUAUGGUAUGUUGUGUUGUCUGAACCCAAGUGGCAGGUGUUAUUUAAGGGUUAAAUAGUCCUCAACCCAUGGUGUGUUGUAGGAUUAUUUGAGGAAGUUUAAUCCUCAACCUAUCACCUGGGUUCGGAAGUCGUGACAAGCCCUGGCAACCUCCCACUGGGGCUUGAAUAUUCAAAAUGGCUGUCGACACACACUGUAACCCAGAGUAUAAGCCACAAUGAACUGUGGUGAUCAUGCGAAUUGGCCCACUGUGUGUGUGUGCAUGUGUGUGAGGAAGAGAGGGAACAGGUGGGUGGGAAUGUGUAUAUGUAUGAUUAUUUUUUUCUGUCCCGUUAUGGGUCAGAUUGGCAUUGCCAUAAUGUGCCUUAAUGUAUAGCCUUGUUUACUAUAUGGAAUUCUGUAGUGUUUCCUUUUACUGUGUCUCCCUGGGUUCUUUAGUGAGUUGCUUUAUUGGUGUAAGUCUUAUACUACAAGGCAGACUUCCCCCAACCCAGUGCCUUCCAGAUGUGUUUGACUGCAACUCCCAUCAUCCCCCAGCCAGUGUGCACAAUGGCCAUGCUGGUUGGAGGGUCAUUCAAGUUGUAGUCCAACAUACCUGGUGGAUACUAAGUUAAGGUGGGCUGCUCUAAGAGAUGUCUUUAGUGUGUGGUGUCAAAUCUUUGUUUCUGUUUUGACUUUCAUGGUGGGUGAAUAUUGGGACUGUUCAUUGUCUGGGUUGUCAGUAAUGGCACAAUCUUAUAGCAUUAGUAUGGAAUAAAGAAUGCUGGUGAGAAUAUGUGGAUAAUAAGUGCACCCAAGUAUAGAUGGCUGUGGGUACAGGGACAGAGAGCGCUAUUUAGAGAGAAAUCCUUCUCCAGGCUUCCUUAAGCAGACAAUAGUGUUUGAGUGUGGUUUGUUUUGAAUGUUGGGUUAUUUGUUGAACCAUGGGUUAUCGUGUUGUCUGAACGCAGCCAGAGUGGCUUGUUAACCAUUCCGUGUGGGCUAUUUUUCUCGAACAGACCACCUUGAGAACCCAUGGUUUGUUGUUAGAUUGUUCAGGUUGGUUAACAAACAACACUGCAUGGCUAACAAGCCACCCUGGCUGUUUUCAGACAACAUGCUAAGCCACGGUUCAGCAAAACAAACCAGGGUUCAAAACAAACCUCACUCAACCACUGAUGGUGCAUUAGCAUGUUGUGUGAAUACCUCUUUCUGUUGUGUCUCAUGUGAUUUAUUUUCCUUUUAUAAUUACGCAGUGUUCUUUAGCCAAAACUUUGCUAAUGUUGCCUCAUACCUGGUAUUUUCUCUAUGGUCCAGAUUGUAGAUUCGUGAAAAUGAAGAGGGAUGCAAAAGGAGUAGUUUCUGAAACUGCUUCUCUGUGUUUAAAAAAACGUGUUUAGUAGUUUAAGAAAUGCUUCUGGGUGCCUCAUUCUUCCAAAAAUGAAGCCACAAGGAGGGUCAGUCAGAUGACGGAUUCUCUCUCCCCCACACCCUGUAAUUUAAUUUAUCUAUUUUAUUUUAUUUUUUAAAAGAAAAUGUUGCAAAAUUGUUUCAGAUCAGUUGACUCAAGUUUAAUUUCUUAUUGUGUCUGUAAAUAUUGUAUGCUUUUUUUUUUAAAGAGAGAAACAUUGUAAAUAGAACUAAAUGAAUGAAAACCAUGCUAACCUCGAUUCCUACCCUUUCCCCCUUGUUGUUCUUGUUGAUGAAGGACUGAGUGAAAUUGAGAUGUCUGGUGAUUUUUAAUCUCUAUUAAA